Messenger RNA from Theileria orientalis strain Shintoku, 5592 nucleotides. RefSeq lists its product as uncharacterized. The record is from RefSeq and is a predicted model, not a curated record. Lineage: Eukaryota; Apicomplexa; Aconoidasida; Piroplasmida; Theileriidae. The transcript has 7 exons. Bases 1 to 5592 code for a protein of 1863 amino acids.
AUGAGCCUGAAUACAGAAGGAAACAAGGAAAUAUAUAAAAAAUACGCGAAAGAUUCGAAAACUGAAUCGGAAAUAAAUUCACUGAAAAACACAGGAAAACAAGAAAAAAGUUUAAUAAGACAAUUGAGCGUAAAUCUGAAAAACCUGGCACUAAAAAGAAACACGAAACUGGGAGAAAAAACGCCAAAGGAAGGAGAUAGUUGGGAAGAUAGAGGAGAAAAGGGAGAAUACAUUAUUAGAAAGGCAGACCUGGUGGUGAAAAAGAAUGAGCUGAUACCGCCACUGCUGCAUUUCCUGAACUACAACAUGUUCGCAAUGAGGACGCCGUGGAGGUACCUGAGCAAGGAGAAGACGCUGAGAAACAACGUGGAGGAGCUGCUGCUAUUCCUGAAGCUCUUCCAGAAGCUGACGACGAAGUACUACAAGGAUAUCGACUUCUCAGGGAAGACGACGAGAGAGCACGAGUUCGAGUUCAUGGUUAACUUCUACAACUACGUGUACACGAAGAUCAACAUUCUGUUUAAGCAGAUGACGUACAACGAGAUCGUAAACACGGUGCUGGAGGACAAGGAAAAAAAAAUCGCAGAAUCGGAAAUAGACGUAAACUUCCUGAUAGGAUACAAGGACGUGGUGUGCAUAAACAACAAGUACUACGACAUCAAGGACUUCGGACUGGACACGAGCUACAUCAACUACCAGAAGUACGUGGUCUUCGACCUGUGCGACGACAAGUACAGCCUGAGCGACCUGUUCAACAAGGAGUUCAACGACCAGAUCGUGGAGCUGAGAAUGAACGAGCACUAUAUACCGUCCUUCGGGUACAUCCUGACGGUGUGCUCAGCAAUGCUAUUCUGGAUCAAGUUCGACACGCUGGACAAGUUCUGCCUACUCAACUACACGAACAUCAACUUCAACAUCCUGCUGGUAUUCUCGUGCCUGAUCCUGACGAUGGACCAGAGCGUAAGCAACAUAAGUGAGCUGCAGGACAGACUGCUUAACACGCUGAGGUGGCGAGAGUACUGCGGCCCGGCGACGGAGGAGUGCAACAGCAACGUGCCGCUGAUGUUCCCAAUCACGACCUGGCCGCCCUCGUACAAGAGGUACCUCUACUACUACUACAACGUCAUCAAGAGAGUGCGCAACAGCGACCUGUACGUGGCGGAGGCAGAAAGCCUGAUAGAGGAGCUGGAGAGCGAGGAGAUGAACUACGUGGCCAGCAAGGACAACCUGAAGGUGGCGGAAAUCAAGGCCUACAGGCUGGACAGCGUGGUGCUGGUAAACUCGCUGAUCCCGAAGCACAGAAUAGACAUCGAAAUAUAUCAGUUGAACGGGAACACGGGCACGUACGACAUAACGGACCUGACGUCAAGGUCGGUAACGACGGACGGAUACAGCUCACUGAGCGGGAGCGUGGAGCAGAUGUUAACAGUGCGCAGCGUAGAUUCGAAUGCAGGGAAGGCGACGGUGGAGCAAGUCCUGGGGAAAUCGCCGUACGGGGGUAAGACCCCGUCAGCAGACUCGAGUCUAAGUCAGGGUAUCGUCAGUCCGGUGACGAGCGGCGCCAGUCGCUUUUGUGGCACAGUUAAUCCAACAAUCAGCGGCGUUAACCUGAAGACAAGAUUGGCGACAGGCCACGCGAAUAGAGCCGCAGAAAUACACGCUAAAGCGACUGAGUUACAGGCCUCAUCACCACUGGGAGCGGACGCGGAGGUGAGUAGCGGCACGAGUUAUGCGACGUGCUCACCAGGAGACCUCGGCCCCAGUUAUGACUCGGACAACGUAGUGAGUCCGCUGAACGAGUGGGUAAAUCACAGGUGCAGGUCGUACGACAGCAUAAUGUUUAGAAACUGUAAGUGUAGCUACUACAACCAGGGCGACUCGAACGAAGAAGUGAAGCUGCUCUCAUGCCCAUACAACUACACGACGAAGACGAUGAUUAACGCAGACGUCUAUGGUAAGCAAGGUAAAAAGGGGGCGUACAGCCACGAGAGUGGAAGUAAGGGGGUGAGUGGAGGAAGCCAGUACGACGACGGCGCCGAGGAAAGAGAUGUGGUACUGACGGGAGAUGUGACGAUAGUGUUCGUGGUGGACAUAAAGAACCUGGGAAGAAAUCACGUGGCCAGCUACUCGUUCAACACGAGCUUCGUAGAUAGAACCGUAAUAGAGCUUAAAAAGGAGGAUCUGGACAUAUGGGACAAAAAAUGUCCAAUAUUGCCAAACUCAAGGAUACUGAUUAACCUGACACAAUUAAAGAAGGAAGUGUGUGAGCAGCUAGUAUCCAAAGAAUCAAUAGGAAGCGAAAUGGUAAUGGAGUCAACCACGGAAGAAGGAUGGUACAUAUUCAGUAAAGGAGGAAAUGUGAUGAACUUUGUAGUAAAUCAUAUAAAAAAGGUAAAGUUAAACGAAUUACAGCAGCUACUGAGACUGACGAAGCACAAAAUAGAGACGUGUCUGCUGGCACUGAAGCUGUGCAAGAGUUUCGCAGAAGCACUGACGCUGCUGAUCCAGCUGAAAAAACCGUUUCACCAAAACUACUUCAACCAGGACGAGGCGAACGAGUUCUACAAGGAAAAAUUCGACGAAGAUCUAGAAACCCCGAAAAAAUUUGAUAUAAUAGAAUACGAAAUAGACGAAUCAGGGGAAAGUGAAAAGGCAUCAAGAGAGUUAGAAAAGAUCGAAGAAGGUCAAAAAGGACAUGAUGAGCAGAGAUCAGUGGAUGAGGAUCCGCUGGAUAGAUUGAAGUCGAUAAGAAAUUUUAGACUCUCGGAGAGAACACCACUGUUACCAUCAGGAGACGAAGGCUCCCUGGCGAGCGACGGAGAGAUGUUGGAAGGAGAAAGCAGCUCCUCAUCAAGCAGAAGCGGAAUGGAAAUGGAUCGCGAGGAAUCGAGCUUCGUAGUAAGAGGGGACCUGGUGACAUCAGCUGAUGAGGUGCAGUUAAGAACCAGCGAGGGAAGGGGUCCGUCGGAAGGAGAAAGUAUGAUGCACCUGCUGAAGAGCAGUGACUUGAGCCCAGGGAAGGCAGAAGACGCGAUACUGGCGACUAAGGAGGAUGCUAUACUCGGGACGAAGGAAGGAGCAGUCGAGGACAAGUAUGGGUUAUUGGGACGCGAAGAAAGAACGCAGCUGGGCCCAGAGAAGGAUAGGUUGUCAGAAGAGGAGGCGGAAAAGCUGUUUAGAGGGUUCAAGGAUGAAGAGUUGGUGACGAUACUGGAGUACGCGGAUGAAAAGAAGCUUACGCAGGCGUCAGCAUCAGAAGAGGACGCAUCGAAGGAUAAGAAAUCGCAACUUAGCAGAAGUGAGCUGCUAAGUAGACUGAACGACGAGAACCUGAUUAAGCUCCUGACGUACAAGGAGGGUUACAUGGCAAUGAGAAACCUGUUGGACAAGGAGAAGCUGGAGGAGUUUGAAAAGAGGUUCGCGAAGGGAGAGGACGUGGAGAGCCUGUUCAGAGGGAAGUCGGCAGUGUACGCCAAGGUGGAAAGAGUGGAACGAGAGAAGCCAGGGCUUUUACAGCCAGUGGCAACAGCGAGCGACGGAGAAGGCCAGGGCAGGAAGGAGGACUCGAAAUCGAGCGGGUCGGCAGAAAGUAUGGCGCUGUCGUCAGAUGGCAUGUCGAUAUCGGACAAAAGUGACCUGGGAGGGCUGCCGAGUCCAAAGGAAGUGCUGCUGACCACGAGGCUGGACAUAUCGCUCUCGCCAAUAAGCAAGGCGGCGCCGGCGAAAAGCGGGCCACUGUUGGUGCCGCCGCUGAUAAUGGGGAAAGCGCCAACGGAUCCGCCAGUGAAGCAAAAGGACACAGAAAAACAGGAAAAGCCGGAGGCGAAGCAGCCCACGGCUAAGCAGGCGCCGAAGGGAAAGAUGCCGCCGAAACUGGGAAAGAAGGUACCGCCGAUACCGAAGGGGCCAAUCAAGAGCGUCAAGAGAGCACUGCCGCUGGGAGUGAAGCUGCACUGGAAGCCGCUGCUGCCGAAUAAGCUGAACAACACGAUAUUCGCGUCAUUCAACGACAACCUGCUGAGGUCGAACACGACGCAGAGUGACCUGAUCGACGUGACGAACAUAAAGAAGCUGUUCAGCAGGUCCUCGCACGCGACGAACUCGAUAUCGACGAUGAACAGCAGGUCGAUGGUGGAGGUGCAGGAGGCUCAGAGCGCGAGCAAGAGGAAGAAGACGAGCACGCUUAUCGAGGUCCUGGACAACAAGAGGGCGCAGAACGUCCUGAUCAUACUGAGGUUCAACAGCAUGGACGAGUACAUACGGCUGCUGGACGACGUGAACAGCCUUGCGAUACUGACCCCGGUGCUGACGUACUUCAGCGCAGUGGCCUGCGAGGGAGGCGCGGGAAGCCUCAGCUCGCGCACGAGCUCGAUCGGAAGCAUCAUCAUCAACGCGCCCGUGAACGAGAAGGAGAUCGACGAAAUCAAGGACAACGUGAACAAGCUGCACCUGUCGUACCCGAGCGAGCACGAAAUCGAGCUGUUGGUGAGCAGCUACAACGCAAUAGACCUUCGACAGUUCAGAGACAUCGAAAGGAUGCUUAUCGAAAUGCUGCUGAGGGACAGAAUGUGGGUGAAGAUAAACCUGGUGAAGUACUACAUAGACAUGGAGCACCAGCUGCUGGUGAUCGCCCAGCAGCUUAAGCUGUACAACGACGCAAUAUCGGAGGUGAAGAACAGCAGGCUGCUCCCGCUGAUACUGAACAUAAUACUGCAGUACGGAAACUUCGUGAACUACGGGAACAUAAACGAGGGAGAAAAGGGAUUCACGCUCUCGUCGACAAUAAAGCUGAUCGACUUCAAGUCAUCGGACAACACGCUGUCCUCUCUGCACUACCUCAUCAUAAACCUCUACAUUAAGCUGCUGACGAGCGCGACUUCGGCGGAGCCGUCGAGUGCAGAGAACACGCCGUCGGCCGGUGCUUUAGAAACCGCCACGACCAAACAGGUCGGCGCCCCGCUGCCUGACCCAGAUGACGCCCUGGGAGGGAACCUGCUGAACAUUGACAAGAAGCUGAUGAACGUGCUCAAGGCCCAAAAGAUAUCCUCGAGAGGGAUAAACGAGACCCUGCAGGAGCUGUCGAACCAGCUGCUGGAAAUCAUAACGCUGUUCGACAGGUCAAGCGCAGGCACGAGAGCCAGUUUCAACAACGACAUGAGCAGCCUGUCAGCGGGCGCCUCCAACAGCCUGAACAACACAGAUCGCAGCAGCAGCUCACUCUCGUCGAGCGGCAGCGGCGCCGACGACAAGAUGAACGCGCUGAUAGGCAUGUGUAAGAAAAGGCUGAACGAGACGAACGAGCACAAGGACCGGAUAUUCGCGGAGCUGAAGGACGUCUGGUACUACCUGGGAGAAGACUUCGGAGCGAGCGGCCCGGACAAGACUGAGCUUGGCGCGGAGAACGAGCUGGAGAAGAUUUUCAAGAUUCUGGGCGAGCUGAUAAUGUGCAUCAAGAAGGUCUUCAGCGACGUGAAGGUGAAGCCCGCGAAGUACCUCAUAGUGCUCAGCAAGCCUGAGGACCAGGAGCUCUUUCUGAAGUCGUUCAUGGACGCGAGGUCGCGGACCAACUACUACAAGAGUUUGAAGAGGUGA